Messenger RNA from Mus caroli (Ryukyu mouse), 2541 nucleotides. RefSeq names its product nuclear transport factor 2 like export factor 2 (gene Nxt2). The record is from RefSeq and is a predicted model, not a curated record. Lineage: Eukaryota; Metazoa; Chordata; Mammalia; Rodentia; Muridae. Gene Ontology annotation, biological process: nucleocytoplasmic transport.
AGUUGCUCCGCUUCGGAGAAGUGAGCGGUAACCCUCGUCGGAUAGUGAGAGCUGACGGAGGAUAAAGAUAUGAAAAAAUUUGGAAGUAACUGGUCCAAUGGGGACAAACAUUUUGGAAACUCGGGCAGUUCCUGGGUGGAGCCACAAAUCAACUACAAAUACCAAAGGACCGAGACGAGCGCAGAAGUGCCAACAACUCCCGGUCCGGCUCUGGAGCAGACCAUUUCCAGCUCCCUGAUGGCCUUGGCAGUGGAUUUUAAAAUUUAUGUGGAUCAGGCAUGUAGAGCUGCCGAGGAAUUUGUCAAUAUUUACUAUGAGACAAUGGAUAAAAGACGACAUGCACUUGUCAGGCUGUAUUUGGACAAGGCCACUCUAAUCUGGAAUGGAAAUGUUGUUACAGGGCUGGAAGCCCUUGCUAAUUUUUUUGAGAUGUUGCCUUCCAGCGAAUUCCAGAUCAAUAUGUUAGAUUGCCAACCAGUUCAUGAGCAAGCUACCCAGUGCCAAACUACAGUGCUCGUUGUGACCAGUGGAGUUGUGAAGUUUGAUGGAAACAAGCAGCAUUUCUUUAACCAGAACUUCCUGCUGACUGCGCAGAGCACUCCUAACAGCACUGUGUGGAAGAUUGCAAGUGAUUGCUUCCGUUUUCAAGAUUGGGCUAGUAUUUAAAGGAGCAAAAGCCCAUUCUAUUGGUCCAUUAGUUCCAGCAAGAGAAGUUUAAGGAGAAUUAAUAUAUUUUGUGCAAAAGUACUACAAACUUAAGUGUAUGUGCUAAAACUAAAUGUAUGUAACUUUUUUUUUUUAUUUAUUUUUAGCAGCGCCUUUGCUAGAUCAGCUGCCAGUUUGGAUUAUUGCCCUUAAGAGCUUUAAAGAUAGUUUUUUUACAUGCCUUAUGCAUACAUUCCACUACUGACACUCUCGAGGUAAUAUUAAACAUGAUCUAGGUACUAAGAUAUUCACUGUGAACCCGAUCUAUUGCACAAAUGGAGUCCUUUUGUAUUCCUCUCUAUGGGAUAGCACAAGAUAGCUCUGUAGGAUAGUCUCAGUUACUAGGGUAAUUUCUCAAUGAAGCACAUGCCUGUUUACGAUUAACACUGGUACUAAAGUUUUAAUAUAUAAGUAUUUGAAGUCUGUUCAGCUUAGUUUUACGCUAGUGUUCCUCCAUAUUUGAAUUGUGUAUAACUGUAUAAUAGGCCGUGUUGUUUUCUUGCAUUGACAUGUUUCCUUUUGAAAUGAGGUAAUCAAUUAGAUGGGCAAAAAAAAAAAAUGUUCUCAACUGAUACUUGUAUAUCGGGUGCAUUUAAUGGCAGUAACAACUCUGAAAGCUUUUUUUCGUGCCGGCUUCAGGUCAGUGUGUUUAUGCGAUAAAUGGGAGUGAAAAGAGAAGCUGUAAUGGGAGAGUAAGAAAUGAGAAAUAGAGCAAUCUAAGACUGAAGCCUCUCAAGAGAGGGAGCACACUUGUCCCCUACCUCCUGGAAGGGAGCCAAGUUUCAGGAUUUGCAUCCCAAGAGUCUCUAAGAACCCUUGCCAUGGUCCUAAAAACUGGAUUUUAAGAUCAUUUUACGUCCCCUUCAUGCCUGUCUCCAGUAUCCAUCCCAGCUUCUUUAUGAAUGUAAGGGAUUAAAAUAUCAGCUGUAAACUUAACUUUGUCUCAGAAUCUGAAAAUUAGAAAGAAAGCUAUCUCAGUCUCUGUGCAUGCUGAACUCCAAAUUCUUCCAUAUCAACUUCAAGCCCAAAGCCUCCAAUGUAUUACCUACCAUGCACAUGAAUAAUUUUCUUCCAUGGCUUUUACACUGUCAACUGUUUUACCUACUUUUUAAAAUUAAGUCUUUGAUUUUAUGAUUUAUUUCUGUAUGGCACUGGAUAAAAAUAUUAUUAAAACUUUUCUGCCUAUGGUUAAAAAUCCAGAAAUCAAAGAAAAGAUCUUCAUGAUAAACUUCAAAGGAACAAACUUUCUGUUUUAGCUUCUAAAGACAAAAAUAUAAAGUUUUUAGCUUUUAGUUAAACUUUAUAAUUCUUUGCAAUUUUUAAGUAUUUUAAGCUAAACAUGCAAGGUUUGUUCUGUAGUAUGAUCACUAUUAAAUUUUUAUCACUCAAUUUUAAAACUAGUAAUUUCCUUUGGCUCAGAAAUGUACUCUACUUAUAAUUAUUGUAUUAUUUAAAUGAACUAGAAGGUGAUAGAACUGAUAUUUAAACCAUGGCUCAUUUCAGUUCUUAUCAAAACAUAUACAUUCUAGUCUAUUCAGAGUGAGCUUGCUCUUAUUUCGAAUUUUUUCCAUUAACUAUGUCUUUAGCAGAAAUAAUUAAAAUACCCAGUCACUGCCCUUUCUAUUGGUGGAGAACAAUCGCAAAAUCUGUGUAUAAUUAGCAAUAACAGAACUAAACCAUUGUUUAGUUGCUAAUCAUAUGUUGCUUUAUCCAUAUGCUGUAUAACUCCAUAACAUGUAUGACUUUAAAUGGCUGGAACUGCUCAUAUGUGGACUAAACUAUUUUUGACAUGUUCAUAUUUUUAUAACUUAAGAAAUAAAAGUUGCAUUUUCACAA